Molecule: messenger RNA, 2466 nt
Organism: Vigna radiata var. radiata (mung bean)
Lineage: Eukaryota; Viridiplantae; Streptophyta; Magnoliopsida; Fabales; Fabaceae
Product: lanosterol synthase
Exons: 17
Coding region: 86-2359 (757 amino acids)
Biological process (GO): triterpenoid biosynthetic process
Cellular component (GO): lipid droplet
Molecular function (GO): intramolecular transferase activity
Source: RefSeq, a predicted model, not a curated record
GAUAUUUAAAAAGAGAAGAGCAGAAAGUGUUGGACGUCAAAUAUAUAUAUAUACUCGGAGAGAAAGAAGAUAGGAGUAUGUUAAGAUGUGGAAGCUAAAGGUUUCAGAGAAGAAAGAGGAUGAGAGGGUAAGAAGCGUGAACAACCAUAUGGGAAGACAAUUCUGGGAGUUCGAUCCUGAUCUUGGAAGCAAAGAAGAGCGAUCUGAAGUGGAACAAGUUCGACGGGAAUUUAGCAAGAACCGUUUCAAUUAUAAACAUAGUUCUGAUCUCUUAAUGAGACUCCAUUUUGAAAGGGAAAAGGGCAUAAAUAUGAAGAAAGAGAAUGAAAGGGAGAAGGAUAUAAAUGAGGAAGUUGUGAGAAGAACACUGAAAAGAGCCCUGAGAAGUCUCUCAACCCUGCAAGCUGAAGAUGGUUUCUGGCCAUCUGACAUUGGCGGCCCUUUGUUUCUUUUACCUGGAUUGGUAAUUGGAUUGUGGGUGACUGGGACCCUUAAUUCAGUGUUGCAGAAGGAGCAUCAAAGCGAGAUGCGGCGGUAUAUGUUGAAUCACCAGAACGAAGAUGGAGGGUGGGGGUUGCAUAUAGAAGGCCACAGCACAAUGUUUUGUACAGCUCUGAACUAUGUGAGCUUGAGAUUGCUUGGAGAAGAAGUGGACGGUGGAGAAGGCAGCAUGCAGAAAGCAAGGACCUGGAUUCUUCAUCGUGGUGGAGUCACUCACAUUCCUUCAUGGGGCAAAUUCUGGCUCUCUAUUCUUGGCGUAUACGAAUGGAGCGGUAUGAAGCCAAUUCAGCCGGAGAUUUGGUUGCUUCCCUACUGUGUUCCUUUCCACCCAGGAAGGAUGAGGUGUCACACUCGAUUAGUGUAUCUACCAAUGUCGUACUUGUAUGCGACAAGAUUUGUCGGUCCAAUCAACGAAGUUAUUUUAUCCCUCAGAAAAGAGCUCUACACCCUUCCCUAUCACUUACUUCACUGGGAUGAGGCAAUGAAUUUAUGUGCCACGGAAGAUAUGUACCGUACUUGUCCAACGAUGCAGAAUUUUUUUUGGAGUUUUCUUUACAAUGUAGGAGAACCUCUUCUCAUGCGAUGGCCGUUCUCUAAGCUAAGGCAGAAAGCACUCCAUCGUGUAAUGCAACAUAUACACUAUGAUGAUGAAAACACAAACUACCUUUGUAUUGGAGCCGUUAGUAAGGUACUAAACAUGGUUUGCCGUUGGGUGGAGAAUCCCAAUUCCCAAGCAUUUAAGUGUCACAUUUCAAGAAUCAAAGACUAUCUCUGGGUGGCUGAGGAUGGAAUGAAAAUGCAGGGAUAUAAUGGUUCACAACUUUGGGAUCUUGUUUUGUCUGUUCAAGCAAUCUUAGCUACCAAUCUCGAGGAAGAAUAUGGUUCAAUGCUUAAGAGAGCAAAUAAUUUCAUAAAAUGCUCACAGAUUACAGAAAACAGCUCUGGUAAUCCAAGUACUUGGUAUCGCCACAUUUCUAAAGGUGGUUGGUCUUUUUCAACUGUAGACCAUGGUUGGACUUCCACAGACAGCACUGCAGAAGGCCUGAAGACAGCCAUUCUGUUAUCAGAUUUGCCAUUUGAGAUAGUGGGAAAAGCAGUGGAAAUAGAACACCUAUACGAAGCUGUUAAUUUAACAUUAUCCCUACAGAGCAGAAGUGGAGGAUUUGCAUCAUAUGAGCUCACGAGAUCUUACGAAUGGUUGGAGAAAAUGAAUCCAACAGAAACAUUUGAAGAUAUCAUGAUCGAUUAUCAGUGUGUAGAAUGCACAUCAUCAAUAAUUCAGGGUCUUGCCUUAUUCAGAAGACGAUAUCCAACUUAUAAAAGGAAGGAAAUAGAAACUUGUAUUGCUAAGGCAGCAAGCUACAUCGAAAGCAUGCAAUUAGCUGAUGGUUCAUGGUAUGGAUCAUGGGGAAUCUGUUAUACCUAUGGAACAUGGUUUGGAAUAAAGGGACUCAUAGCNGCAGGGAAAAGGUACCAAGAUGACCACAGCAUUAGAAGAGCAUGUGAGUUUUUACUUUCCCAUCAACAACUUUCUGGUGGGUGGGGAGAAAGCUAUCUUGCAUGUCAACAAAAGGUUUACAUGAAUCUAGAAGGAAACAAGUCUCACGUAGUGAACACUGCAUGGGCUAUGUUGGCACUCAUUGAAGCAGGACAGGGUCAAAGAGAUCCAAUCCCAUUGCAUCGUGCAGCCAAGGUUUUGAUCAAUUCACAAAUGGAAAAUGGGGAGUUUCCCCAACAGGAAAUCAUGGGUGUGUUCAAUAGGAAUUGUACUAUCAGUUACUCUUCCUAUAGAAACAUAUUUCCAAUAUGGGCCCUUGGAGAAUAUCGAAGUCGUAUAUUGUGUUGUCCUAACAAGUAAAGGAUGGAGAGCAAGAGCAUAAUAAUGAUGUAAAUUACGUCCUGGGAAACCAACUUGUAUAUCAUUUCAAUAAUUACAUCUGCAUACUUAUCUACCUUGUUUGUUGG